UUGUACCCAAUAUGUAAGCUCUGGCUCCCGCUUUCUGUUUUUCUUGCUGUAGGUGUGCUGCAGGUCAGCGGGAUGCGUAUAUACACGUCCGGAAAUGUCGAGGCGGUCAACGGGACGGACAUCCGUCUGAAGUGCACCUUUCAGAGCUCCGCUCCCAUCAAUCCCAAUGCCGUCGUCAUUUCCUGGACUUUUAGACCCCUGCGACCGGGCCGAGAGGAGUCGGUGUUCCACUACCAGCAGCGGCCGUAUCCCCCUAUCGACGGCAUCUUCAGAAAGCGCAUCGCCUGGGAUGGCAACAUAGCAGGCCGCGACGCUUCCAUCAUCAUACGAGAGGUCAAGUUCACCUACAAUGGCACCUACGUCUGUCAGGUGAAGAAUCCACCAGAUGUUCACGGUGCGGUGGGAGAAAUUCGCCUCCGAGUUGUCACUACAGCCUCUUUCAAUGAACUUCUCCUUCUGGCUCUGGGAAUCGGAGGCGGCAUCGCGGCUGUAGUCAUCCUCCUCAUCAUAAUCGUCUCCUGCAGGAGGUGCAAGAAAAGUCAGAGACAUCUGGAGGAAAAUGAGGAGGCUCCCCGCAAAGAGCGAAAAGACCCCACUGUGUGGUAAGCCCAAGCACAAAACAGAAGGAGAGAGGAGGGGGGGACCAGGAAAGGAGCAGAUGAGUCAUAAACAUCUCUCUUGUUCAUGUGGGGCAGGGGGCUCUUGGGAUCAGGGUAUGUGGUGCUCCCUCUUGGAACCUGGGGACUCUUUUCCUAUUGGAUGCUUUACUCUUUUCCUUCCUCUCCAUCUUUGGAUCCCAGAUUCGGAUAAAAAAAACAAAAAAAAAACAGGCAGCUGUCAUUAAGCAAAAAUAAACCGAAAACGUGCCUUUGAAGAGUUAUCUAUAGCUACUGAACUUUAGCCAGACUGCUGUAUAGCCUCUAUUAUAUCACUUGCCAUUCACUUUUGAGAAGCUUCUGUUUUUUUAUCAGUUAAUCUUUUCCCUUUUGGGCAAAUGGGCUUCGAGACAUAAUUCCUUGUUAGAGAAAACGUUUUGAUGAUGUAGAUGUAGAAAAACGUUUUUUUCUUCCCUACUAAUAUAUUUGUAGCCCCAUUGAACCACUGCUGUAUGACAUGUUGGAAACAGUGAAGCAAUUAAUAGAAAAACUGCGAAGCAACGAAUAAGCACUUUCCAAAGUUCUGUCAAGUCUUUCUUUGAAUGAACAAGAACUCCACGAAUCAAAAUUCAAAGCUCCAAUCAGCCUUCAUUUGGAUGAUUGUAUAUGCCAGCUGUCUGAUCCAAUUUGUUGGGGCUUUUCUGAAUCUACAAGAGCAUGCUGGUAUAUUGCUUUUUUGUUUCACUACUGAAGAUAUGCUACUGUAUUUGUCUGAGAUUUUGUGUUUUUUUUCAGAUUGAUUUUGUGGUUGUUUUGUUGUGAUAGAAGCAAGGUUACAAAAGCAAACUCAAUGGCAAGCACUUGUUAGAAACAGACAAUGUUUACUUUUGUACCGUAUCCAACAUAAGCACAAAAAGUUUCAAAUUUAACCAGUCGAUCAAAAGUUUUUGUCAUUUCUGUUGGUAAAGACAUUAUUUACAGUUUCUACCAGCCUGUUGUCUGUUUCAAACAAUAAGCUUUUUUGUCUUAAACAUCUUUUCCGUGGGCGUGUGAAACUUCUUUGCCUCUUUCCUGGGUUUUCAGAUCUGUCUGUGAAAGGUUCAGUGACCUUAAACCAAAACUUUUUCAUUUCAUCUUGGCUCAUCUAAAUCUAUUUUUCAAUUGCUUGGUGAAGAGGGUCCAAAAUUCCUAGAAGCAGAUGAGUAAAUAAAAAAAAAAUUGUUCCAAGUGGACGACCAAGUCCAGUCUGACGCUAACCCUAUGUCCCCGCUGCUGUGUUUGUGUCCACUCAACCUUGUCUGUCCUCGUUGUGUGUGUGGAACUUUGCACGUGUCUGAACAACAUCAACUUGUAAAUGUGUCACACAUGAACGCAUGUUCCUGUGUCUAUGUGUGCUGUGUCGUUCUCUCCCCGCUGUCUGUGCGUGCGUGUCCCAGCCAUCCAUCGAGGGCCAUCCACCUGUACAUAUCACAGACAACCCUAGAGAUUGACAGUUCAGAUGGCAUGAUCUCAGACCCCAGCACCCCAGAUUCCAGCUCCUCAGAGGAAGACGGCCCUAGCUCGGAUGACGACGAUGGCGGGGGGGAUUCCGACUGAGGAGGUGGUGACAGAACAGAGAGAUAAAGGCACUUAUGUGAAGAAAAGCCAGGGGGAAAAGAGUGGAUCCCACUCAGCUUCAAAGUAGUGGCUGCCACUGUGAUGAACACAAGCACAUUGUUCACAACGUAAGGGAAAACGCAGGCUUUCUGAACAAAAGGCAAAACAAAGGAAAUGCAGGAAUGUAAUCUUCUGAUUCAAAGCAGGGCUUUAGAUUAGAAGUACAGUUACCUUACUUUAAAUUGGACAAAGAAGUGUUAUUAUGUGUGUAACUUGGGAAAAACUUGAAUAAAACAGUAGGGCUCAGAAACUUAAAUGUAAUCUGAUAAAUGGUAUGGUAAAAAGGGCUGUAUUCUAUUAGACUUACCAAUAGCCAGUCUGCUGGUUAAGAUAUGGAGCUUGUUAAAUGCAGGAAAAACAAUAGCUUAUUCAGCAGAGCCAAGCGAAGAAACUGAGAUGCGGAUACAUUUAAAAAAGGAUUUUGCUGUCACGAUGAGCCAUUCACAGAUCCCACAGCUUUGUGGAAAAAGUCUUAAAUCGUUUGUGAGAUCAUCCUCUAUGCUGGAGUGUUCCAUUUUGUUUAGUUUCUUUUACAGAGAAAGGUCACGACUAAUAGUUUAGAUCUUUUUUUUUUUUCCCAGUUGUGCGGUCCAUAAUGAGAGGUGGGCGCUUUUUAAAAACACGCUUUCUCCUGCGUGCGUAGGCCAUGGUGCUUAGAAUGUGUCAUAGCAUGGUGCUUGAAUAAAAAACUGAACAAAAAAGGAAAAAAACGAACAACAGAAUGACUGUGAUGUGUCUGUCAUUAAGCUUUAAGGCCAAAUUGUUGAUUAGCAGGCAGCCACACACACACAUCUGCCCUGAAAGCCGUGUGGGAACGUGCAGUCAGAUCUGAAAACCCAUUGAUUGCAAAAAAGUCCUUGAGAAGCUGUUUCUUCUCUCCGUGCACCUGUGAAUCCAUCCCGUCCACCAACAAAUGAUUGUAAAUGCAUGUCUUUCAUCCUCACAUGGCAAAGAUUUUACUUGUGUUAAAUAUGUUUAUAGAUUUCAGAUUCUUUUUUGUUCUUUUUAUUUGCAAGAGAGAUUUGAUCACAUUGUGUAAAACUGUCAUGUAUGUUUUUGUAAUAGAGCUUAUAUAUAAAUACAAUUUUCUAAUAAAAAUACUUUUAAGUCUAUACCACACUGUCUUAAGAAAAUGUCUGUUC
Messenger RNA from Menidia menidia (Atlantic silverside), 3394 nucleotides. Lineage: Eukaryota; Metazoa; Chordata; Actinopteri; Atheriniformes; Atherinopsidae. The record is from the annotation of a GenBank genome assembly.